AAGAAGUUUUAACCGAGUUGGACGAUGUGUUGAAAGAUGCCACGUUUUUGGCAAUCGACGGAGAAUUUACCGGUCUGAAUUUAGGAUCGGACACCAGUGCUUACGAUACACCAUCAGAGUACUAUGCCAAAUUAAGAGCUGGUUGUAUGGAUUUCCUUCUGGUUCAAUUUGGUCUAUCCGUUUUUACUUAUAAUUCAGAAACUAAUAAAUAUAGUCAAAGAUCGUAUAACUUUUAUGUGUUUCCACGACCUUUCGACCGAUCGGCACCCGAUUGCAGAUUUUUGUGUCAGGCGGCGUGUAUAGAUUUUUUAGUUAAUCAAGGGUUCGAUUUUAACAAACUUUAUUUUUUAGUUAAUCAAGGUUUCGAUUUUAACAAACUUUUCAAAUAUGGAAUACCUUAUUUAAAGAAAGAUGAUGAAAAUUGGUUAAACAAGAAAUUUGAUGAGAAGCAAAAGAUAAGAGACAAUUACGACCUUAUUUCUAUUUCUGAUGACGAUAGACCACAAAUUGAAGAGAUUUGUUCCAGGAUAAAAGAUUUUAUUAAUUUAGAGGAUAAAGAAAUUAUAAUAGAUAGAUGUAAUUCUUUCAUAAGACGGCUUAUAUAUCAAGAAGUAAAACUUAGAUGGCCAAAUAAAUUUGGACUCAAAACUAUGAACGACAAUCAGUCAAAUCAGUGCAUUGUUGUUUAUAAAAUAGGUACCAAGGAGGAGGAAGAGCAACGAGAAAUUGAACGACGAGAAAAGCAAAAAUUGGAAGUACAAGAAGCUGUAGGACUCAGUGCACUUUUAAAAAAAAUUGCCAACUCUGGCAAACUAAUUGUUGGGCAUAAUAUGCUCCUUGAUUUGUGUCAUAUUAUUAAUCAGUUUUUUGAUUCAUUACCAGAAAGUUAUUUGAAGUUUAAAUCUCUUGUACAUUGUCUCUUCCCACGACUUUUAGACACUAAAAUUAUUUGUCAGUCAGCACAAUUUAAAGACUCGGUACCAUCAGUUCUUCAUCAGUUAUUAGAAACUUUGCACAAUUCGCCGUUUGAAUUACCCGAGACCGAAGACGUCAGUGAUCGGAGUUACAAAAUAUCGAAUAAUAAGUCACACGAAGCUGGUUACGAUGCUUUUAUCACUGGACUUUGCUUCAUCGCAUUAUCCAACAGACUUGGUUCCUUACAGCGGCCACAAGUAUCCACAGUACUUGCAGAUUCUCAGCUAUUAAAUCCAUUCUUAAAUAAAUUACUAAUAACAAGACUAAAAGACUAUCCAUACAUUAAUCUUACGGGAAAAGAUCCAAAUCCAAGUAGAGAUCAUGUUUUCCAUAUAACUUUUCCCAAAGAGUGGAAAUACAGUGAUCUUUCACAACUCUUUACCCCAUAUGGAGGUGCUUUUGUUUCAUGGCUGACGGAUAAAUCUGCUUACGUUGCCUUAUAUCGGCGUGAUCAGAUUAGCGCUGUUAUGAACGAUCUUGUUAAGCCGCAUAAUAAGCAUUAUAGUAUAAAAAAAUACAGAGAACAUCAUGCAAAUCUUGAACGUGAGCAUCAAGUGAAACCAGAACGAAAACGAAAAAUAUCUGAUUGCGAAUCGCCCACAAAAAUAGAGUCCUCGCCACCGCCAACAACGACCGGUUCGAAAUCCACGACGUUGAAUACAGAUGAGGAUGGCUGGGAAGUGGCAUCAGGUAAACGAAGGCGGAAGAGAAAUCGCAUUCAAACUAAUGUGGAAACUGAAGUGCAAAAUAAAAGUGACGACAAUCAGAAGGCUUUCGCUGAAAAUGAAACGUGGAGAUAAAGUUAAUACAACUUGUAUAUUCUGAAUGUAAGGACUAAUUGCCCCAAUUAAAUUUGAUUCGUGGAACAUUGUUGCAAUUUAACUUUCAUCACAAAUAGAUAUGGAAAAUUUUUUAAUGAAAGCGUGAAUGCAAAAUAACAGAGUGAGAGAAAAAAUUGGAACAAUAUAUGAUCAUAUGUAUUAUACAAUAAGCUUUUACUAUAUCACAUGUUAUUUCAUUGUUUUUAUUUAAAUCAAUGAUAGGUUUCAUAUGCUUUAAAUUUUAAGUUUUGA
Ceratosolen solmsi marchali is the source of this 2048-nucleotide messenger RNA. RefSeq names its product poly(A)-specific ribonuclease PARN. Gene Ontology annotation, biological process: priRNA 3'-end processing; siRNA 3'-end processing; nuclear-transcribed mRNA poly(A) tail shortening. Gene Ontology annotation, cellular component: cytoplasm; nucleus. The coding region runs from base 147 to 1775 and encodes 542 amino acids. The transcript has 11 exons. Gene Ontology annotation, molecular function: poly(A)-specific ribonuclease activity; metal ion binding; RNA binding. The record is from RefSeq and is a predicted model, not a curated record. Lineage: Eukaryota; Metazoa; Arthropoda; Insecta; Hymenoptera; Agaonidae.